Budorcas taxicolor (takin) is the source of this 1428-nucleotide messenger RNA. RefSeq names its product calcium-binding mitochondrial carrier protein SCaMC-1-like. Gene Ontology annotation, cellular component: mitochondrial inner membrane. Gene Ontology annotation, biological process: transmembrane transport. The coding region runs from base 1 to 1428 and encodes 475 amino acids. Gene Ontology annotation, molecular function: ATP transmembrane transporter activity; calcium ion binding. The transcript has 10 exons. Lineage: Eukaryota; Metazoa; Chordata; Mammalia; Artiodactyla; Bovidae. The record is from RefSeq and is a predicted model, not a curated record.
AUGCUGCGCUGGCUGCGGGGCUUCGUGUUGCCCGCGGCGAGCUGCCACACCGACGAGGAAGACAACUUACACUACAAGAACCUUUUCCAAUACCUGGACCACAACGGGGACGGGGUGGUGGACAUCUUGGAGCUCCAAGAGGGCCUGAAAAACUGGAACCCCUCUUUCGCCCGGGAGAAGGAUAUUUAUAAAACUGUAGAUACCAAUGCUGAUUCCGGAUUGAACUUUGAAGAUUUUAUGCGCUACCUUAAAGACCACGAGAGAAAAAUGACGCUGGCAUUUAAUAGUCUGGACAAAAAUAAUGAUGGAAUAAUAGAAACUUCAGAAAUAAUUGCUGUUUUGAAAUCACUGGGUAUAAAUAUUUCUGAAACUCAAGCAAAAAAGAUUAUACAAAGCAUUGAUAGAGAUGGAACAAUGACAGUAGAUUGGGAUGAAUGGAAGAACUACUUCUUGCUUCAUCCUGCAAAAAAUAUCGAUGAAAUUGCUCAUUUCUGGAAGCGUUCUACUAUGAUUGACAUAGGGGAGAGCAUAGCUAUUCCAGAUGACAUUACUGAACAGGAAAAACGUUCUGGAAAUUGGUGGAAGCGCUUGGUGGCAGGAGGGAUAGCUGGUGGAGUUGCAAGGACGUGUACAGCCCCUUUUGACCGCUUGAAGGUCAUGAUGCAGAUUCAUAGUUUACAGUCAGGGAAAAUGAAAUUGCUGGAUGGGUUUAAGCAGAUGGUAAAAGAAGGUGGAAUUCUUUCUCUUUGGCGAGGAAAUGGUGUAAAUGUUUUAAAAAUUGCACCUGAGACAGCGCUCAAGGUUGGGACCUAUGAACAGUAUAAGAAAUGGCUUAGUUCUGAUGGUGCUAAAAUAGGAAUUAUUGAAAGACUUAUAUCUGGUUCAUUGGCUGGUGCAACUGCACAGACCUGUAUUUACCCUAUGGAGGUUAUAAAGACCAGGCUGGCUGUAGGUAAAACUGGACAGUACUCAGGGAUUAUUGAUUGUGGCAAGCAGCUUCUGAAGCAAGAAGGUGCUAGAGCCUUUUUCAAAGGUUAUAUUCCUAACUUGCUAGGAAUUAUACCUUAUGCAGGCAUAGAUCUUUGUGUUUAUGAGCAUUUGAAGAAUCGUUGGCUAGAACAACAUGCAAGAGGCUCUCUAGACCCUGGAAUAGUGAUUUUGCUGGGAUGUAGUACACUGUCUCAUGCUUGUGGUCAGAUGGCCAGCUUCCCUCUGAACCUUAUUAGAACUCGUAUGCAGGCUCAAGCACUGGAAGAAAAAGGAACAACUUCUAUGAUUCAGCUCAUUCAAGAUAUAUAUAACAAAGAAGGAAAAAGGGGAUUUUUCAGGGGUGUCACGCCAAACAUCAUAAAGGUGCUUCCCUCAGUAUGCAUUAGCUGUGUGACUUUUGAAAAAGUGAAAGGCCAUGUGGGAUUCACUGAGAAGUAG